Messenger RNA from Oreochromis niloticus (Nile tilapia), 2313 nucleotides. RefSeq names its product vasopressin V2 receptor. Gene Ontology annotation, molecular function: peptide binding; vasopressin receptor activity. Gene Ontology annotation, cellular component: plasma membrane. Gene Ontology annotation, biological process: positive regulation of vasoconstriction; G protein-coupled receptor signaling pathway; regulation of systemic arterial blood pressure by vasopressin. The coding region runs from base 461 to 1639 and encodes 392 amino acids. NCBI's taxonomy places the organism in Eukaryota, Metazoa, Chordata, Actinopteri, Cichliformes, Cichlidae. The transcript is spliced from 2 exons. The record is from RefSeq and is a predicted model, not a curated record.
AUAAAAGCAAUUUAGUAAUAUUUCAAUAUAUAUAUAUACAUAUAUAAAUAGUACUAUAUAUACUACACUAUACUAUUAUACUUGAUAUUAAAUAUCAAGGAAUCCUUUUUAACAUAUUGAAAGUCAAGCUUUAUAAUGCAAUAAAAAUCACAUGAUGUCUCUUCUUUAGCCUAAACAACAAUCCGCCAGCAGUAAUCUCCCGUAUGCUUUAUACUUAAUUAUCAGGAUUAACCCAUGCCUUUUUUUAUGUGUAAGAAAUGCUAAUCAGAUUCAAUGAAUAUGAGCUCCACCCAGUUUCAUUCUGACAUAAAAUACUGAGGCACAGUAGAAACCUUCCAGAUUAACACCAGACAGCAUUCGCAAGCUGAACUCGACUGCAGGAGUAAAGCUUCCAUUCGCCUUCAAUAUUAUCUGAGGUUUAUGCAGGUAUACAGAAAUAAACCACAUUGCAGUUACUUCUAUGGAACAGAAUCUUCUUUUCAAAAAAUAUUUUAUAAUGGGAAAUUACGUUCUGACUUUUGUUUGUUUGCAUAAAAUAAAAAUCUUCUAUUUUUCUUUCAUUUCAGAUACUUUUCGUCAACAUCGAAGGUCUUCAAUCACAAUGAAUGACAGUGACUUUGUGGAGGCACAGGAUGUGCCAAGAGAUGAGAGUCUGGCCAAGGUGGAGAUCGCGCUGCUCAGUGUCAUCUUCGUGAGCGCCGCCGUCCUCAACACCAGCCUGCUGCUCGUCCUGUGGAAACAGCGCAAACAGAUGUCCAGAAUGCGCGUCUUCGUGUUCCACCUGUGCCUGGCGGACCUGGUCGUCACUUUCUUCCAGGUGUGUCCGCAGCUUUUGUGGGACAUCACAGACAGGUUCGUCGGACCGGACUUGGUGUGCCGACUUGUGAAGUACUUGCAAGUUCUCGGCAUGUUUUCUUCGACCUACAUGAUCGUGGUGAUGACAGUUGACAGGUACCAAGCUAUCUGCAACCCGAUGGUAAAGUUUCAGCGGACACGCACGAGACUAAAUGUCCCCGUGUGCGUCGCGUGGGGGAUUUCUCUGCUGGGCAGCUUGCCUCAGGUCUUCAUUUUCUCACAGGUAGAGGUUACACCGGGUGUGUUUGACUGCUGGGCUACAUUUAUCCAGCCAUGGGGGCUGCAGACUUACAUCACCUGGACCACGCUGGUCAUUUUUGUUUUACCCGUUAUCACAGUUGUUGUUUGCCAAGUGCGCAUCUGCCGAGCCAUCCAGAUCAACAUCUACCAAAAGACUCAGCAGAAGGGAAGGGUGGGUUUGCCAUCCAGAGCCAGCGGUGUUGCCGGCAUGUCCAAGGCUAGAGUGAAAACACUGAAGAUGACGGUGGUCAUAGUACUCGCUUAUAUAGUCUGCUGGGCUCCGUUUUUCACUGUCCAGUUGUGGUCCGCGUGGGAUAAGCAGGCGCCUACAGAAACUGCCACUUUCACCAUCCUGAUGUUGCUUGCCAGCCUGAACAGCUGCGCGAAUCCCUGCAUUUACCUUCUGUUCAGCGGUCAGGUUCCCAAGAGGCUGUUGUCGCUCCUGUGCAGGAGGCAUUCAGGAGGAAAGGACUCAGUGCACGAGGAGGCGACGCUGGUCAGCACUUUGUAUCUAAGCUUAAAAAAUCCCCCCGAGUCAAAGUGAAGCGCAUUACUAAAAAUGGGAAACUCCUGCAAGGCAAACCGUGCAAAGUCUGCGCUCCUGGAUAUGCUGCCUCUCUGAGCCACCGUUUCAAAGGAUGAAGGCAACGCAUGCUGUAUGUUAUCUGGCACAUAAAAAGAUAUAGAGUGUAGUAAAAAGCAUCCAGCAAAGGCGAGAGACUAAGAACAGAGCUCCAGAUGCUAUUGGAUAACAGCAUCUGGAGAGACUAAACAACUGGUGUGGAUCAUCAAGCUGUUUGGAUAAAUCUUUUUUCUUUGAGAUAUAAAAUAUUCAUCCCAUUUAGUGGUACCUGAAUGAGCCAAUCUUUUCAGCCAGAUUGGGUUCAGCUGUAUAGUGUUUUGCAUACUGCCGUAUAUAGAAACAUUCCUUGAGUUGAUCUCACCGAACUAAAGUAAAUAAAAUCUAUUCAUAGCUUUCCAAACAAAAGAUUAAAAGCAAGCAUAUGUGUUUCACUGAUGUAACAGAGAGGAAACAGAGGCACGCUGUAUGUUGGAACAAACUGUAUUUAAAGAUUGUGAAAUAUGUUUGUCAGCCCUUUAAAUGUUUCUAUGGUGAAAACCUACUCACUGUUCACAAAAUCACACGCCAGGUGCUUGUAUUUUGUAAAAUACUGUUCAUGCCAUGAUCGACUUUGUUUAUUUAUGGAAUAAAAUGUU